CAGGCGUGGUGGGUUAGUUUAGACUCUAAUUAUUUAGGUCUUGUUUAGAGAAUUUUAAUUUGAGCUCCUAUUUUGAGGAGUUAUGUUUUAAUUUUAUCUAAAUAGUUUUCUUAUUUAAAUACUCCUAUUUAGGGGAGUUUAAAUUUGAGCUCUUAUUAUAAGGAUAAGAUAUAUGUUUUACUCCUAUUUAAGGAGUUUUCUUUAAUACUUAAUCAUUCAGAAGCAAAUGUCUGAACCAAUCAGAUAUUUGAUCACGAAACAAACAGUCUCCCAGGACGGCCGCGGCGCCGCCGGUUUCUCCGGGUCGCCUUUGGGUGUUACGGCGGAGAGCGACGGGACUGAUGCGGCGGCGGCGGAGGAGGAGGAGGUCGUUGACGGGGAGCAGCAGGAGGAGGAAGAAGAAUUCGAUGAGUUAUCGAUCCGAGGGGAAGUGUACGAUGAGCGGAACGGAAGACCUAAGCUAGCAGAAGGGUUUUACGAGAUUGAAGCUGUACGGAAGAAGAGAGUCCGAAAGGGCAAAGUUCAGUACUUGAUCAAAUGGCGAGGCUGGCCUGAGACUGCAAACACAUGGGAGCCCGUGGAGAAUUUGUCUUCCUGCUCCGAUUUCAUCGAGGCUUUUGAAGAAAGUUCGCGGUCAAGAUCCACCCGCGGGCGCAAGCGCAAGCAUAAAGUCACCCCGACCCAACCGAAGAAAAAACCAAAACAGCAGCAGCGCACCCCUAGAGUAGCAGAGUGCAGUUCGCAACCUGUGGUGGUCAGGCUAGUUGAUGAGCCUUUGCCCCUGGCAUCAUCACGCGAUGAUGUCAUGGAUCAUCAGGCGAACAAUGAAGCUGAGCUGGCAGUGCACGAGGAUGGCGAGACAGCGGAUUCGUCUGUUCAUGUGAAAACGAGUGAAGAAAAUGACUUGGAUGUAAAGCUCAGUGAACUGAGGGAGAUUCCUUUAGCCAGUGGCGCUCUUGUAAAUAAUAACAAAACUCAGGAUCAAUCGGGUCGGUCCAUUGGAGCUAAGAGGAGGAAGUCGGGGUCGGUCAAGAGAUUCAAGAAAGAGUCUCCCUCGAAUACGUGUAAUGGCGUGGCAGAUGAUACAACCAGGGAACCAAGUAGCAAUGUUAAUGCAGUUCUUGCACCUGGAGGAAUUGAGAACCCAUGUGUGAAAAACGACUGGGCGUACAAGAGUUUUGAAGAUGUAUAUAAUGUUACUCAGAUUGUCAAACCAGUUGGCUAUCAAGCUUUUGUAUCCAAUGGAGUCCAAGAAGUUUCAAUCACCUUUUUGGCCAAGAGGUCUGAUGGGAAAGAGAUAACGGUGGACAGCAAAUUUCUAAAGGCAAACAAUCCACUUCUGCUGAUAAACUUCUACGAGCAACAUCUGCGGUACAAUCCCUCUGAGUGAGUAGAGAUGGAGAGCAUGUGGCCUUGGUGAUUAGGCAUGAUUUCCCCU
Molecule: messenger RNA, 1438 nt
Organism: Cuscuta campestris
Lineage: Eukaryota; Viridiplantae; Streptophyta; Magnoliopsida; Solanales; Convolvulaceae
Source: the annotation of a GenBank genome assembly